AUGCGCUCCAGUGUCUCCCAGGACCUGAAUCCCCAGACAGAGGAAAGCCAGGACACCGUGUCUUUCCUGAAACUGGUUCGGCCUCGCAGAAGUGCACCUAAAGGCCGGAAACCACGGGCUCGCAGAGCGAUUGCAGCCCACUUUGAAGUUCACCCACGGCCGGGACAGGAUGGCGCACAGGCAGGUGUGGACGGGACGGUGAGUGGCUGGGAGGAGGCCAAAAUCAACAGCUCCAACCCACUGCGCUAUGAUCGCCAAAGCGGGGAGUUUAUAGUCACCCGGGCUGGGCUCUACUACCUGUAUUGUCAGGUGCACUUUGAUGAGGGAAAGGCUGUCUACCUGAAGCUGGACUUGCUGGUGGAUGACACGCUUGCCCUGCGCUGCCUGGAGGAGUUCUCGGCCACGGCAGCGAGCUCCCUCGGGCCCCAGCUCCGUCUCUGCCAGGUGUCUGGGCUGUUGCCCCUGCGGCCAGGGUCAUCCCUGCGGAUCCGCACCCUCCCCUGGGCCCAUCUCAAGGCCGCCCCCUUCCUCACCUACUUUGGACUCUUCCAAGUUCACUGAGGGGCCCUGGUCUCUUGGUGGCUUGCCCAGGCUGCCGGCUCCCUACAGCAGCUCUCUGAGCACACACACACCCUCCCCCCUCCCCUCUGUCCCACCCUAAGCUGCUCCUCCCCCAGACCUGCCUCUCCUGCGGGGCUCUCACUUGAUGCCCGUGCCACACAAAUACUCCCAUCCAGCUCUGACCACACCCCCACCUCUGGCUCCCCACCUCACCAGCCCCCAAACCCCUGAUCUUUCCCUGCCCCCAUUUGUCUUCUGACUCCCCACCCUGGCCGCAGCCCCCCAGGACACUGUGUUUACUGUACUCUGGGUGACGAUGGAUCCUGAAUACCCCUCUUCGGGCACUGAGAGGGGCUGGAUGCCAGAGAGACUGGGACUAGGCCAGGAGUUCCCAAAUGUGAGGGGUAAGAGACCAAGGCAGGCUCCUCCCUUGAUAAUUCCCUGUGGAUUUUUAAAAGAUAUUAUUUUUAUUAUUAUUGUGACAAAAUGUUGAUAAGUGGAUAUUAAAGAGAAUAAAUCAU
Messenger RNA from Vicugna pacos (alpaca), 1082 nucleotides. NCBI's taxonomy places the organism in Eukaryota, Metazoa, Chordata, Mammalia, Artiodactyla, Camelidae. The record is from RefSeq and is a predicted model, not a curated record.